This is a messenger RNA of Vigna radiata var. radiata (mung bean), 1723 nucleotides long. RefSeq names its product bifunctional aspartate aminotransferase and glutamate/aspartate-prephenate aminotransferase. Gene Ontology annotation, biological process: biosynthetic process. Bases 255 to 1619 code for a protein of 454 amino acids. The transcript has 10 exons. The record is from RefSeq and is a predicted model, not a curated record. Gene Ontology annotation, molecular function: catalytic activity; pyridoxal phosphate binding. Lineage: Eukaryota; Viridiplantae; Streptophyta; Magnoliopsida; Fabales; Fabaceae.
AAUUUAUUUAUAUUUUGAGGUUUUCCCUAUAUGUCGAUGAAGUUGAAAUAGAUGUUGUCAACCAACACAAACAAGAAAGUAUCUGCUUAAGUAUAGAAGAAAAAGACAUGCUUCUCUGAGCUCUGCUUCUAUAUCUCCAACUCCGUCUUCAUUUCCUCUGCCUCUUUUUACUUAAAUACUUUCAUUCUUUACUUAUUGAUUUAACUUUGGUUAGAUUCUUCUCAUCUGCCUAUCCAACUGCACUUGCGAUUUCCAUGGCUAAUGCGCUUCAUAACGCUGCCAUGUCUUUUGGUUUUCCAUCCCUAUCCACUCUUAGAACCAUGCAUAAAGAUAAAAACAUUGAGCUGAAAAGAAUGGCUGUGGCGAUUAAGGCAAAGUCUAAUAGCGAUUUUGAUGACUCGGGCGUUGAUAUUUCUUUGAGUCACAGAGUUGAUGCAGUGAAGCCUUCCAAAACUCUAGCCAUAUGUGAUCACGCCACUGCUCUUUCACAAUCUGGAGUUCCUGUUAUUCGCUUAUUUUUUGGAGAAUCUGAUUUUGACACUCCUGCUGUGAUAGCUGAGGCUGGAAUGAACGCAAUUCGUGACGGUUAUACCAGAUAUACCCCCAAUGCUGGGACGUUAGAAUUGCGCCAAGCAAUAUGUCACAAGCUAAAAGAGGAGAAUGGAAUUAUACAUUCUCCUGAUCAGAUUGUGGUCAGUAAUGGAGCCAAGCAAAGUAUUGUUCAAGCAGUGCUUGCAGUUUGUUCCCCAGGAGACGAGGUUAUUAUUCCAGCUCCAUUCUAUGUGAGUUACCCAGAAAUGGCACGACUGGCUCAUGCAACACCUGUGAUUCUUCCAACCCACAUACUGAAUGAUUUUCUUUUGGACCCCAAACUGCUAGAAGACAAUCUUACAGAAAGAUCCAGAUUGCUUAUUCUUUGUUCACCAUGUAACCCAACAGGGUCUGUCUAUCCUAAGAAAUUACUCGAAGAGAUAGCCCAAAUUGUAGCAAAGCACCCCAGGCUACUGGUUCUUUCUGAUGAAAAUUAUGAACACAUAAUUUAUGCACCGGCAACUCAUACAAGCUUUGCAUCUUUACCUGGAAUGCGGGACAGAACUCUAACUGUUAAUGGACUUUCCAAGACAUUUGCAAUGACUGGUUGGCGGCUUGGGUAUAUUGCUGGUCCAAAACAUUUUGUUGCAGCAUGUGGAAAGAUUCAAAGCCAGUUUACUUCAGGAGCAAGUAGCAUAUCUCAGAAAGCUGCAGUUGCUGCAUUAGGAUUAGGCUAUGCAGGAGGAGAAGCUGUUUCUACCAUGGUAAAAGCUUUCAGGGAAAGAAGGGAUUUCUUGAUUGAAAGCUUUAGAGACAUGGACGGAGCGAGAAUAUGUGAACCACAGGGUGGAUUCUAUGUAUUCAUUGAUUUGAGCUCUUAUUAUGGAAGAGAAGCCGAAGGGUUCGGUUUAAUCGAAAAUUCUGACUCUCUGUGUCGCUAUCUGCUGGAAAAGGGCCAGGUUGCUUUGGUUCCAGGGAGUGCAUUUGGAGAUGAUUCUUGCAUCCGCAUCUCUUUUGCAGAAUCCCUUUCUACUUUAAACACAGCAGUAGACAGAAUUAAGAAUGCACUCAUCUCUCUAAGCUCUUAAAAAUACAUUCAGUUUUUCAUUUAUUUCUAAACAAAAAGAUUUACAGAAAGUUUGAGAUUCCUGCUAGAAAUUACAAAGUGAAGUAAUGAAGAAUCUUGAAUAUU